GUAAGGCAUUAGGAGUGGCGAGGCCGCGGAAGCAUGAGACGCUGGAGAGCACCUGGCGAGCCCUCACCGAAGGCCGAGCGGUGCCCCUCGCCCGACACCUGAAGAAGUCCGACACGUGGGCCACACAUGCUCGUGCGGCCGUCACCGUGGAACCCUCGACGCCGCCGGCGAAACACAACAUGGAGAAAUUCGAGACAUUUAGUGCUCGCUCCACAGCCGCCGAUAGCUCGCCGCCACCGUCCUCCGGCGUUGGUUGCUCGUCUCCUGUGACAAGGCUCCGGCGAGAAUCGUCUAUGGGACAUGAUGAUAUAAACCGCCGUGUGGAGGCAUUCAUCAAGAAAUUUAACGAGGACAUGCGGCUCCAGAGGCAGGAAUCCCUGCGAAAGUACAAAGAUAUGAUCAACCGAGGCAGCCAUUAA
Phalaenopsis equestris is the source of this 419-nucleotide messenger RNA. RefSeq lists its product as uncharacterized. The annotation marks the transcript as partial. The transcript has a single exon. NCBI's taxonomy places the organism in Eukaryota, Viridiplantae, Streptophyta, Magnoliopsida, Asparagales, Orchidaceae. The record is from RefSeq and is a predicted model, not a curated record.